GGCGGGACCCGUGCAAGGGGGUGGAGGCUCUGGGCCAGUGCCUCAGGGCGCAGCCCUCGGCGGGGGAGGGAACCGUCUGCAGGACCCUGGCAUCCGGUCCCCCAGCCUCCGCCCUCCCCUGGGACCCCGCGGCCUCCCGCCCACAGCUUUUCCCAGCCCUGCCCCUCGCCCUGCGCUCCAGCCAGAGUGUAGAUGUUCCCAGGAUCCUUGAGCCUAAGGCCGGGGACACAGGACUCUGGCUUCUUCGACUCUUGCUCUUUUUUGCUUUUCUUUGUCUCAACCUUUCCAUCUUCUUUUCUAGGUUCUUGGCUUGUCUCCCUCGCUCUGUCAAUUUGCCUAUGAUCCUCCUCCCCGUUAGUGGCUCCUGGGGGGUCCCUCCCUGGAUUUAGAUUGGUCUCCUAAUUCCCAGCAUCCCAUCUAUGAGUUUGAGAGGCGAGAAAGCCUGUGGGUUCACUACCCAACAAGGGGACUUUCUGCAGGUGGCUGUUGUGUCACUCAGCCAUGCCUGAGGGAGCCCGCGGACUGGGCUUAUCCAAACCCGGCCUCGGAUGUGGCCACAGAGGCGAAGCCUGUGACUGCCCAGCUGUGUGUGGGACUCCGACAGCCCCCGCCAUGGCCUCCCCACGAGGUUCUGGGAGCUCCACAUCUCUGAGCACUGUGGGCUCUGAAGGGGACCCAGCCCCAGGGCCCACCCCAGUAUGUUCAGCCUCCAGACCAGAGCCCCUUCCAGGGCCUCCUAUCCGCCUGCAUCUGUCACCUGUGGGGAUCCUGGGCUCAGCAAAACCCUCAAGGCUAGAGCGUGUGGCCCGAGAGAUCGUGGAGACAGAGCGGGCCUACGUCCGGGACCUCCGCAGCAUCGUGGAGGACUACCUAGGCCCUCUGCAGGAUGGCGGCGUCCUGGGGCUGAGCAUGGAGCAGGUGGGCACGUUGUUUGCCAACAUCGAGGACAUCUACGAGUUCAGCAGUGAGCUCUUGGAGGACCUGGAGAGCAGCAGCAGCGCUGGGGGCAUCGCUGAGUGCUUUGUGCACAGGAGCGAGGAUUUUGACAUCUACACUUUAUACUGCAUGAACUAUCCCAGCUCCCUGGCCCUGCUCCGGGAGCUGUCACUGUCCCCGCCAGCAGCCCUGUGGCUGCAGGAACGCCAGGCCCAACUUCGUCACUCACUGCCCCUGCAGAGCUUCCUGCUGAAACCUGUUCAACGCAUCCUCAAGUACCAUCUGCUGCUGCAGGAACUAGGCAAGCACUGGGCAGAAGGCCCGGGUGCUGGAGGCCGUGAGAUGGUAGAGGAAGCCAUUGUGUCCAUGACAGCAGUUGCCUGGUACAUCAAUGACAUGAAGCGCAAGCAGGAGCAUGCAGCACGCCUCCAGGAGGUGCAGCGGCGACUAGGAGGCUGGACUGGCCCGGAGCUCAGUGCUUUUGGGGAACUGGUGCUGGAAGGUGCUUUCCGAGGUGGUGGAGGGGGUGGUCCUCGGCUUCGAGGGGGUGAGCGACUGCUCUUCCUGUUCUCACGGAUGCUGCUCGUGGCCAAGCGCCGGGGCCCCGAAUACACGUACAAGGGCCAUAUCUUUUGCUGUAACCUGAGUGUGAGUGAGAGCCCUCGAGACCCUCUGGGGUUCAAGGUGUCUGACCUGACCAUUCCCAAGCAUAGGCACCUACUGCAGGCCAAGAACCAAGAAGAAAAAAGACUGUGGAUUCACUGUCUUCAGCGCCUCUUCUUUGAGAACCACCCUGCUUCCAUCCCAGCUAAGGCAAAACAAGUCCUCCUUGAAAACAGCCUGCACUGUGCUCCGAAAAGUAAGCCUAUCUCAGAACCCCCAACGCCCCCACUCGGGUCUCCUCGACCUCAAGAUACUAAAAGUUUCACCCCUGGCCGGAGGAACACAGCGCCGUCUCCAGGACCCUCCAGUAGCCGCCGUGGCCGCAGACAGUCUGAGCCAGUGAAGGACUCUUUUGUUGAGUUUCCACAGAACGAGAAGACUAUAUUCAAGCAUGCUGGCAGUGAAGGGGAGCUCUAUGCCCCCUCAGAAUCACAGCCACCCGUGUCAGGUCCUGCACUCCCUGAAGACCUGGAGGAUGCUGGGCCCCCCACCCUUGACCCCUCUGGAACCUCAAUCACCGAAGAAAUCCUGGAACUGCUGAAUCAGAGAGGCCUCCGGGAUCUGGAGCCCACCCCCAAUGAUAUUCCCAAGUUCCCUGGAGAUGCCCAGGUGCCAGCCAACAGCGAAGCCCUCACAUUCCAAGCCCUGCCCAGCCGAGACUCUUCAGAAGAAGAAGAGGAGGAAGAGCUAGAGACAGAUGAACGAGAGCCAUCCCCACUGCACGUCUUAGAGGGGCUUGAGAGUUCCAGUGCAGCUGAAAUGCCUGACAUUCCCAGCUUUGCCAAGAUUCCUGACGUACCCAGCCUCCCUGAAAUUCCCGAAGUUCCCCAUCAUCCCAGUCUCUCUGCCAUUCCCAGUGUUUUUGAAAUGUCCUGCCUUCCAGCCAUGCCUGAUGUCCCCGAUAUUCCCAGUCUUUCUGAUUCUCCCACCCUCCCCUGUGACUCCUGGUUCCCCAGACCUCGACUGGAGCCAGCUGAGGCACCAAGCACCAGGAGAGAACUGUUCCCAGGAAGCAGUGCUGGAAAACUGGGAGAGCCUAGCUCAGGGAGCAGGGUUGGGCAGGCAGAGGAGGGACAAGGGGUGGCGGUCCCAGAUGUCCGGCCCCAGGAUAUCACCCAAGCUCAGGGAUUCCCAGGUGAGCUGGAAUUCCGUUCUUGCUCAGAAAUCAGGAGUGCCUGGCAGGCGUUGGAGCAGGGGCAGCUGGCCCGGCCAGGCUUCCCAGAGCCACUGCUGAUACUGGAGGAUUCAGAUCUGGGAGGAAGCGAUGGGAGUGGGAAGGCAGGAGCCCCGCACUCGGAUCGGGCAGUGUCCCGCGUGCGAGAACUAGCCCGGCUCUACAGUGAGCGGAUCCAGCAGAUGCAGCGAGCGGAGACACGGGCAUCCGCCAAUGCCCCCCGCCGCAGGCCACGGGUCCUGGCCCAGCCCCAGCCAACACCCUGUCCACCCCAGGAACAGGCUGAGCCUGGACCCCUUCCUGCCUUCGGACACGUGCUGGUGUGCGAGUUGGCCUUCCCACUGACCUGUGCCCAGCAGUCUAUCUCCCUGGGCCCUGCUGCCCGUAUUCAAGCUGCCACACCCUUGACUAAGCAGAGAGGCCAUGUGGAUAGCCAGAGUCUAAAUGCUUCAGGUUUGCCUGAGCAAGGCCGACUGGACACCCAUAUUCUGGCUCCUCCAGCCUUGCCUGAGCAAGGAGCACUCCAGAAUGUCCCAGCACCGUCCAUGUCACCCAAGCAAGGAGGCCCUCCAGACAUCCAGCUUCCAUCUGUUUCAACGUUGCCUGAUCAAAGCCACCUGGAGUUCCAAGUUCCUGCUGCCACCCCUGUGCCUGAGCAUAGAAGUGACAUGGAUGUACAGGUUCCGUCUACCAGCUGCCCUUCUGAGCAAGGAUGCCAUGAGGACAUUGAGAUUCCAGCCAUGCCCAAGCAGAGAAGUUGUUCUGAGGUCUUAGUUUUAACCACCACCCCUUUCUCCAAGCAAGAAGGCCAGUUAGACAGCCAGAGCCCAGCGGACAUCCCAGAGGCUGAGGAAGGAGGUUCCAGGGAUGAUGAGUGCCCUGCCACCGUCUGUGGCCAAGCCAUCAGCCCUUUGUUGGGGCACGGAAGCAGCCUGGACUGUCAGAUCCCAUCCAGUGCCUGGCUGCCCUUGUCACAUGACCUCCCAGACAUUCCUGUUCAAGGUGCCUUGCCUCUCCCUGAACGUGGAGGGUACGUGGACUGUCAGAUUCCAGCGAGCUCUCCUCCGUCUUUAUCUCAAGACCCCCUGGACAUUCAGGUUCCAGCUGUCAACCCUUUGCCCCAGCUCCAAGGCCUCACAGACAUCCAAGCCCAAGCCCUGCCCUCUCUGCCCAAGCAGGACGAUCCCCCAGCCAUCCAGGGCCCCACUGCCACACCACUGCCUCAGGAGCAUGGCCUUGGAGACAUGCAGGCCCCCCAACUCACAGCUGUGUCCAGGCAGCAAGAAUCCUCAAACAUCCCAGCUGCUGCUUUACCAGAGCAAGGCAGGCCUGAGGAUAUCCUGUUGCCUACCCCAGUUCAGAUCACUGGGGCUUUAUCCAAACCAGGAGGCUGCUUGGUCUCUCUUGUUGCCAGGUCAGAGUCUAUAGACUUGACCCCACCCCACAGCCCCCCACCCCCUACUCGUCAGCUCCUGGGCCCCAGUGCAGCUGCCCUCUCUAGAUACCUGGCAGCCUCAUACAUUAGCCAGAGCCUGUCUCGCAGGCAGGGGCCUGGGGGAGAGGGCCCCUCAGCCUCCCGGGGGCCCUGGUCCUCUGCUCCCACAUCUCGGGCACCUUCACCCCCACCCCAGCUCCAGCCCCCACCGGCCCCAGCCCGGCGGCUCAGCUAUGCCACCACGGUCAGCAUCCAAGUAGGAGGUGGUGGGCGACUGCGGCCAGCCAAGGCCCAGGUCAGGUUGAACCACCCUGCUCUCUUAGCCCCCACCCAGGAGCCUACGGGCCUUCACAGGGCCCAGGGAGCUCCUGAUGCCCUUGCCACAUGUGACCCAGGAUGUCAGGCUUCCCAAAAAACAAGGACUUAUACCAGUGUCACAACAUUCCCAGAAUUUCAACCCAAAAUCCUGACAUGGGUCUAGAAGUGGGUGCAGCUGUCUAGCCCCUUGGACCUGUUUUCACACAUGGCCCUUCCUUCUCUGAACCAACAGGGAUGGGGAAGGGACAUCAUUAAUAUUUUGUUAACAUAGAAUUAUGUGUUUUCCCCUUUGGAAUGUGUAUGGGGUGUUGAGAUGUGAUGGCUGGGAAGAGCUGAUGUGGUGUGAUCACUGGGUCUAAGAAUUUGGGGGAUCUCCAAGUCUUUGAGGAUUACUAGAAGCAGACCUAGUAAUUUCAGUGUAUGUAAUUUCAAGGUGUUCGCAAACUGCUUAUUGGGAAAUCCAGGUUAAGUCUUCCUGCUGGGGAGAUGGCUCAGUGGAAGGGCAGUUGCCAACCAGUGCAAGGUGCUAGGUUCAUAUCCAGGUCUGAAGAAAAAAAAAACAAAAAAAGCCCUAUUAUCCCAGCACUGGAGCGGCUGAGGGAGGAGGGUCUCCAAGUUCAAGGCCAGCCUGAACUAUAUAGCAAAACCCUAUCUCAGAAAAUGGGAAGUAGGGGGUUUGCUUCAGGUGGACCCCUUGAAAUUCAUUCUCUUUAGCAACUUACUGGGUGUCUAUCUUGUGUCCCACAGUUAGCCAUCUCAUGCACAGCUGUUCCUCUGGCUUCCCCUCUGGUGUAGAACUGGCUUCCAAGCUACUGCCUUAUCUAUAUGCCUUGCUUUGUUUUUUCUGUGAUGGCCUCACUAUGCAGUUCGGACUGGCCUUGAGCUCAUUUUGUAGCCCAGGCUAGUCUCAAACUCUCGAUGAUCCUCCUGCCUCAGCUCCCCGAGUGCCGGGAUUUCAGAUGUGUACCACUCUCUCUGACUUAUAUGGCUUGCUUAUCCAACAUUCCUACCCCGUGUGGCUUUCCACUCCUCCAUCGGCCCUUUCAUCUGUCCUACCUGUCCAUCUCCAUUCUGUACCAUCCCAUCACGUUUUGUCCCUCAUUCACCCAUUUCCAGAUCCAGCAGCCCAUCCUUCAUUUGGAUUCUGAUCUUGAUACUACAGAACUUCAGAGACCGUUCCAUGCUAAUACCAGGGUAGACCAGUCUUGGGGCUCAGUCCUCUCCCCACAUCCUCAUGAAUAUCCCAAUUCUUGUGCCCCACCCACACACACAUCCUUCACCCCCUCCUUUGGGACUGCAACAAUUCCUUAACAUACUCCCUCCCACAAAGUAAUUCAGGUCAUAGACAAAAGGCUUUUAUGGUGGGACCCUUUUGCCCCUCCUUCCUGAAAUGGUGCACUCAGUAAGGACCAUAAUUUAAGCAGCAGAAUGGUAGUAUCAGCUGCUUCUGUCAAGUAUUUAACAUCUUGUAUGUUAGCACACUAAUCUUUCAAUUCAAGAAGACCUUGCUCUGUUGUGAAUUCAAGUCCCACCUUUUCUCCUUGGCGUGUGACUUUCCUUAGCCUCUUGCAUACAAAAUAACACUGCUUGGGGCCAGGGAGAUGGCUCAGUGGAAUAAGCACUUGCCUGGCAAGUGCAGGGAUGUGAGUUCAAUCCCCAGUUCUGCCAAAAAAAAAAAAACACUGCUUGUUCCCUGGGAGUGCCCCCAUCAUCGACUGAGUGUACCCUCUCACUUCCCAGAUGGACCUGGAUUAGGGAAUCCAUUCCAGUCACAUUCCCUACCUAUACUAGGCCUAUUGAAUCAGAACCUCCAGAGCAGAGCCUGGGAAUCUGAAUGUUAGCAACUGGGUAGUGG
Molecule: messenger RNA, 6381 nt
Organism: Octodon degus (degu)
Lineage: Eukaryota; Metazoa; Chordata; Mammalia; Rodentia; Octodontidae
Gene: Plekhg2
Product: pleckstrin homology and RhoGEF domain containing G2
Molecular function (GO): guanyl-nucleotide exchange factor activity
Source: RefSeq, a predicted model, not a curated record